AUGGUCCGCGGCGGACCCAAUCCGCCAGGUACCAUCCGUACCUGCAGGCCAGAGGCAAUCAAGAGAAGAGGCGGCGGCGAUCAAGGUGGGUGGGACCCAGCCACAAAAUGCUUCACCCAAGGGAUGAUGCCGUGUGUCUCGGACCUUUAUCAGGGCUCAUUGGGUCAGGCAAACAAGCGCAACGUUAACAGCGAUGCAUCGAGGGUGUCCCACAAACAAAAGAGGAAUGAAAUGCAAUUGGGACAAAAAAUAGCCGCCCAAGAGGACGAGAUUCGAAAGCAAUCGGAAGCCCUGCAACGGCAGGCGCAGGACAUUCGCGUGGUGAUGCAAGAGCGGGGAUUCUACCGCCCAGAGAGAGACUUCUACUGCGAUCAUGCCAGGCAAUUAGAACCGGCUAGCCAGCUCCUAGCCCGGCCCGUUUCACCCCCAGGGGUUUCGAGUGUCCCUUAA
Molecule: messenger RNA, 450 nt
Organism: Aspergillus melleus
Lineage: Eukaryota; Fungi; Ascomycota; Eurotiomycetes; Eurotiales; Aspergillaceae
Exons: 1
Coding region: 1-450 (149 amino acids)
Source: RefSeq, a predicted model, not a curated record